AGCAGCAGCAGCUGCGAUAGCAGUAGCAGUGACAGUGGCAGUGACUCGGAGGCGGAUAAGCCAUCGGCUCCCAAGAAAGGAGGGAAGGCCAAUGCCGAUGGCGUACCCGAAGAGACCGACGGGGACCGGCCUGCAAGCCCUGUACCGAGUGCUUUCGAUCUCUCUCGAAAGAUUGACGCAAUGGUGGCGGAUUUGGAAAAGCAUUGCAGGGAAACGUAUAAGGGGAGGCUCCGCUCCGAGUUCAAGGCUGUGAUGCCGCCAGUCUAUAAGAGGCAUUUGGGUGGCCUUGAUAGAAUUUUCUGCAUCCCGCACUCUAUGGAGCCGCAAGCGUUCGAGGCGCAAAAGUUUCAAAGCGCUCUACUCCCGGAUGACCUUAAGGACAGGCAGUCUCGGGAUGCCUUCAUCUCGAGACUGAAGACAACCAUCCGCUGGCGCCAGUGUGAGGAUAAGGAGACGGGCGCACUGUACAAAGAAUCCAAUACCCGCAUCGUGCGCUGGUCCGAUGGCUCGGAGACCCUACACAUUGGCGCAGAGGCCUAUGAAUUGAUCAGUCACCCUACGCCCUUAGGGCAUGAUCACCUGUAUGUGCGCCAGAACAGCCACCAUUAUUUGAUAGGUCCGAUCAGGGAAAAGAUGAGACUGCAUUCCGACAUAGAGUCGAAGUUUGGCCAGACUCAUGUGCAGCCGGUCAGCAGCUGUGUGAGCACUAACCCGAUGCUUGAUCGCGAGCGCAUGAUCAGAGAGGACCAGGCCCAGGAGCGCAGAGAAAAGUUCGAGAAGAUGCGUGAGCAAAAGAAUCAAUGCAAACCGACUGUGAAGCCAACGCGCUACUGUACAGCCGGGGACAGCAAUUCGGCUGCACUGGCCGCCAAUCAGGUUUCGAGACCAGAUGAUCAUGUAUUUCGUAAGCCGUUGCUUCCUCCGAUCAAGCGAGCGGCAGGCGCUCGCGCCAAACGCAACACCAACGUCAAUGUAGAGCAAAAUGAAGAGGACAUUGACAACGAUGUGGAGGGGAAGGAAAAAGUCAGCCCAGGCAUUAAAAGAAAAUCAAAUGUGAAGCAAGUGCAGCCCAAGCCCAAGCGCAAACAGCCACCAAAAGCCGUCCUUAGUGACUCUGAAUAAACUUGACACAAGUAUGCCAUGCACAAUAUUCAAAUGCGGUUUCUAUUGCAAUUAGGUUUGAGGUCCAACUCUCGAAUAGU
This is a messenger RNA of Drosophila arizonae, 1202 nucleotides long. RefSeq lists its product as uncharacterized. Gene Ontology annotation, cellular component: nucleus; Cdc73/Paf1 complex. The record is from RefSeq and is a predicted model, not a curated record. Gene Ontology annotation, biological process: transcription elongation by RNA polymerase II; positive regulation of transcription elongation by RNA polymerase II. Gene Ontology annotation, molecular function: RNA polymerase II C-terminal domain phosphoserine binding. Lineage: Eukaryota; Metazoa; Arthropoda; Insecta; Diptera; Drosophilidae.